AUGUGGCAGGCAUGUGGGGCUCUCCUUGGCCACCUCUGGCAACUGAUUUGGGGCCACAUCUGGUUGGCAACCCUGGGACAUGCCUGGCAUGUAUAUAGCUCAUUUAUAAUCAUAAUUGUGCUUUUCCCAGCCAGAGGUUUUGUGAACCUGGCCAGGCAUCUGUACCAGCCUAAAAAGACCAGUGGCUUGUUUCAGGGUCAGAGGGGGCUUGAGGAAAUUAGUCCCUCCCUUGAGUACCAACAGAAGCCAGAGAUGGCUAGCCCCUUCCUCCAGUAUGUACAUGAGCCUGAGGAGAUUAGCCCUGUGCUCCGAUACCUACAACAUCCCGAAGAGUUUACUGCCUUGUACCAACCACCACCACAGUCUGAGGCAGAGGUUGAUGCUGCAUGCCAGCAGUCAGAGGAAAUCAGUCCUGUGCUCCAGUAUCUACAACAGCUGGAGGAAAUUGGCAGCAACCUCCUCCAACGGGACAGCUGCCUCAUAUCUUCCUGCCCAAGAAUUGUCAACAAAGUGGAGACUGUGACUCAGGUGCCCAUGGACACGGCCUUCCCAAUGCCUGCCAGCACAUAUCAUGUAACCAGAAUGGCCUAUUGUCCAACAGAAAAGCCUGCAUAUAGAAACAAGGAGCAGGUCACAUAUAACAUGGCUGGGGUGCCAUCCAACAAAACACCUCCCUCAAGGAGCUCCAGUAAAAAUUCUUGGGACAUCUCCAAGAGUUCAGAAGAGGGUAAAAUAAGAUAUGAAUCCCAAGUUAUCCGUCAAGCAUCUCCUUCCACCCAGCACUUCCCAGCAAAAUACCACAAUAGACAGAACCACAGUUCCAAAACUCCCUCUGUCCAGUAUAUUCACCACGGAUCAUCUAAAACAUCUGUUGGGAGAAGGGACAGCUUAGACGGCACAACUUCUAUGGGAAAUCACCAGAAGGGAAGGCCUGCAAGUUCCCAAGAAUUUGCCAAGCCUAUCCAAGAAGAAGCAGAAGCCAACGUGUUUAAUUCAGAUGAAUCAGCAGGCAGACUGUAUCAAUCUGUAGGCACUGAGUUGCUCAGCUCCCCGCGAAAAAGUAUAAAGAGCAGCUGUGAAGACAUCAAAGAAGCCAAGACUGCUUUGAGUGCCAAAGGCUCCUUGGCAUCAAAUACACAAGAUGUUAAAGCGGAAGGGAAGCCCCUUCAGGAAAAGAAAAGUCUAGUGCCUACCAACAUCAAAGCCAAAUAUGGCACCACAGUAGUGGAGAAGCUGAUAUCAGAGGAGCAGGCACGACGUGCUCUUUGUGAAGCUGGACUGAUCCAAGGACAGAAAAGACUCAGUGACUGGCCAUUCAAACCCCUUGAGAAUCCCAUGGCAGCUUCACCUUAUGCUGAUUAUUAUGAACUGGGUUAUAAUCUGAGAUCCAACAUUUUCCAAGGAGGACCAUUAGAAACCAAAAGCUUGAUGAAGGAUUCUUAUACUCCAGAUGUAAUAAAGAGGGCUGUGCGGGACCCCAAACGUUGGCAUGGAAGGAAGACUGAUGAUCUAGGGAGAUGGUUCCAGAAAAAUGCCCUAAAUCUUAACCUGCAGAAAGCUUUGGAGCAAAAAUAUGGGGAGAAGAACAAAGGCGGCAAAUCCUAAAAAGGCAUAAGAGAG
Messenger RNA from Python bivittatus (Burmese python), 1620 nucleotides. The record is from RefSeq and is a predicted model, not a curated record. NCBI's taxonomy places the organism in Eukaryota, Metazoa, Chordata, Lepidosauria, Squamata, Pythonidae.